Molecule: messenger RNA, 2102 nt
Organism: Manacus vitellinus (golden-collared manakin)
Lineage: Eukaryota; Metazoa; Chordata; Aves; Passeriformes; Pipridae
Gene: CHRM3
Product: cholinergic receptor muscarinic 3
Exons: 3
Coding region: 1-2064 (687 amino acids)
Biological process (GO): G protein-coupled receptor signaling pathway, coupled to cyclic nucleotide second messenger; chemical synaptic transmission; saliva secretion
Cellular component (GO): synapse; plasma membrane; dendrite
Molecular function (GO): G protein-coupled acetylcholine receptor activity; G protein-coupled serotonin receptor activity
Source: RefSeq, a predicted model, not a curated record
AUGCUGACGCAGUAUCAGUUUUGUUUCCAAAAGAGGAGUUCACAGACUUACACAGUGUCUGAUCCAACUAGCCGUUCUGAUGAUCCUCACUGGACCAUGAGGCUCUGGGAAAGAGGAGGGCAAGAAAAGAAGCAAGGCAGCAGCAGUGGAGGAGGGGUGCCUGCAGAUCCUUCGGCUGAUCUCCUCCUGAGGCAUUCAAAAGACAAUAUUUACGUGUCUGCUUGUGACAAACUAACCUACAAACUAUGUCAGAGAGCCACAAUGAUCAUGCAAAAUAACAGUUCAGCCUCACCUCUGUUUUCAAAUGUGAGCUCCUUCUGGAAGAGAGAUUCGCACAGACCAGGACUCCUUGAGGAAGCAGCAUCACUCAUUGGCAGCUAUGAUUUCCCUCAGACCACAGAGAGUUUUACCUUCUCCACUGUGGAAUCAACAAACAUGACCCUAAAUGCCACAGGCAAAGACCCUCUGGGUGGACACACUGUCUGGCAAGUAGUUUUGAUUGCUUUCCUCACGGGGAUCCUUGCCCUGGUGACCAUCAUAGGAAACAUCUUAGUGAUUGUUGCAUUUAAAGUUAACAAACAACUGAAAACGGUCAACAACUACUUCUUGUUGAGCCUUGCUUGUGCAGAUUUGAUCAUCGGUGUUCUUUCCAUGAAUCUUUAUACAACAUACAUCAUCAUGGACCACUGGGCUUUGGGAAGCUUAGCCUGUGAUCUUUGGCUCUCCAUUGACUAUGUUGCCAGUAAUGCCUCCGUCAUGAAUCUCCUUGUUAUAAGUUUUGACAGGUAUUUUUCCAUCACUAGGCCACUAACAUACAGAGCCAAACGAACAACCAAAAGGGCUGGGGUGAUGAUUGGUUUAGCAUGGAUAGUCUCUUUUGUUCUUUGGGCCCCUGCCAUCUUGUUUUGGCAGUAUUUUGUAGGGGAGAGGACUGUGCCUCCUGAUGAAUGUUUCAUCCAGUUUCUAAGUGAACCUAUCAUCACUUUUGGCACUGCCAUAGCUGCCUUUUAUUUGCCAGUCACCAUUAUGAGUAUUUUGUAUUGGAGGAUCUACAAGGAGACGGAGAAACGCACCAAAGAGUUAGCAGGGCUACAGGCUUCGGGCAGUGAAGCAGAGGCAGAACGCUUUGUACACCAGACCGGCAGCUCCCGCAGCUGCAGCAGCUACGAGCUGCAACGGCAGAGCAUGAAACGUUCCACUCGAAAGAAAUAUGGACGCUGCCAUUUCUGGCUCACAAUGAAGAGCUGGGAACCCAACAACGACCAGGGAGAUCAAGAUCAUAGCAGCAGUGACAGCUGGAACAACAACGAUGCUGCUGCCUCCCUUGAAAAUUCAGCUUCCUCUGAUGAAGAAGACAUUGCUACAGAAACCAGAGCCAUCUAUUCAAUUGUGCUGAAGCUUCCUGGUCACAGUGCUAUCCUCAAUUCCACAAAACUACCCUCCUCGGAAGAUCUGCAUGAGUCAGGGGAUGAACUGCAGAAAUCCCACACAGAAUCUAAGGAAAAGAAACCAAAAAAAUCGCACCCUCCCAAAAGUGUUCAGGAUGGUGGAAAUUUCCAAAAGAGCUUUUCUAAGAUUCCAGUUGAGCCAGAGUCAGAAGACACAACCACAGCUUCUGAUGGCAUCUCAUCAGUAACCAAGACAUCUGCAACCUUGCCCUUGUCCUUCAAGGAAGCAACACUGGCAAAAAAGUUUGCCUUGAAGACCAGAAGUCAGAUCACAAAGCGAAAACGAAUGUCACUUAUCAAAGAAAAGAAAGCAGCGCAGACACUCAGUGCCAUUUUGUUUGCCUUCAUCAUUACAUGGACCCCAUAUAACAUCAUGGUUCUGGCAAACACCUUUUGCAGCUGUAUCCCCAAAACUUUCUGGCACCUAGGGUAUUGGCUUUGCUACAUCAAUAGCACAGUGAACCCCAUGUGCUAUGCACUGUGUAACAAGACAUUCAGAAACACCUUCAAGAUGCUACUGCUGUGCCAGUGUGACAAACGAAAACAACGCAAACAGCAGUAUCAGCAAAGGCAGUCUGUCAUUUUUCAUAAGCGGAUCCCUAGGGAGGCUUCAUAGAAUAGUAUUUUUUAAACAAUAAAAAACCAAUGAAACAG